AUGACUGUUGCUGAGUAUGCUCGUAACUUUGAUGACUUGUUUCAUUUCUCUAAGAUCUGUCAAGGGAAUCCUACUGACUUUGAAGAAUGGAAGUGCUUGAAGUUUGAAGGAGGUCUUCGUGAUGAUCUGAUGAGUUCAAUAGUUCCACUGGAGAUACGUAACUUUGCCGAAUUAGUCAAUAAGAGCAAGUUAGUGGAAGAAUGUAUUAAGAAACACAAGAACCUACAAGUUGGUAACAUUACUGCUCACCCUACGGGUAAGAAUGAAGGUAAAAUAAGGCAAGGCAAUGGUAAACGAGCCCAUCAGGCAUACAUAAACUCUGCAUGUAAGCAAUGCGAAAAAGAGCAUGGUAACAGGUCUUGCCAGUUUGGAUCACCUAACUACUAUGCUUGUGGAGAACCUGGACAUAUUGCCAAGGAUUGUCCAAAGGGGUUUACUCAAAAUCCAGUUAAAACCCAACAACAAGGACGAGUAUUUGCUAUCACUAUUGAUGAUGUUGUGCAAUCGGACGCCCUCAUUCAAGGUCAGUGUUAUGUCAAGAAUCGAUUUCUAACUGUACUGUAUGAUUCGGGUGCAUCGCAUUCCUUAUUUCUCUAA
This is a messenger RNA of Arachis duranensis, 597 nucleotides long. RefSeq lists its product as uncharacterized. Lineage: Eukaryota; Viridiplantae; Streptophyta; Magnoliopsida; Fabales; Fabaceae. The record is from RefSeq and is a predicted model, not a curated record. Gene Ontology annotation, molecular function: zinc ion binding; nucleic acid binding. The transcript has 2 exons. Bases 1 to 597 code for a protein of 198 amino acids.